CGCGGUAGCCCGGCUGGGCUGCUGCAUGUAGCGGCGUCUUCAUCUUUUUUUUUUUUUCUUUCCCGUCUGCCUCCAUGUUGAGUGGAUCUCGGGGCUGGGGGAGAGAAGAGGUGGUUCUGGAGUGGGCAUGGUGGCCGGAGCCCCGACGGCGGCAUCCUAGCGUGCCUUGGGAGAUUCUGGAAGAGUUGCUUCUCUAUCCUUAGCUAGCCAGCUGCUGAAACCUCUUCAAAAAUGGCUUGGGCUCUGAAGCUGCCCUUAGCGGAUGAAGUCAUCGAGUCAGGCCUAGUUCAGGAUUUUGAUGCCAGCCUUUCUGGCAUUGGCCAAGAGCUAGGUGCUGGUGCAUAUAGUAUGAGCGAUGUCCUUGCCUUGCCCAUCUUUAAGCAAGAAGAAUCCAGCUUGCCUACUGACAAUGAGAACAAAAUUCUGCCCUUUCAGUAUGUAUUGUGUGCUGCCACUUCUCCUGCUGUAAAACUUCAUGAUGAAACACUCACCUAUCUCAAUCAAGGUCAGUCUUAUGAAAUCAGAAUGCUGGAUAACAGGAAAAUGGGAGAAUUGCCUGAACUAAAUGGGAAGCUUGUAAAGAGUAUAUUUAGAGUGGUGUUCCAUGAUCGGCGGCUGCAGUACACAGAGCAUCAACAGUUGGAGGGCUGGAGGUGGAACAGGCCAGGGGACAGGAUACUGGAUAUUGAUAUCCCAAUGUCUGUGGGUAUAAUAGAUCCCAGAGCAAAUCCAACACAGUUGAAUACAGUAGAGUUUCUUUGGGAUCCUUCAAAGAGAACUUCUGUAUUUAUUCAGGUACAUUGCAUCAGUACAGAGUUCACUAUGAGGAAGCAUGGUGGCGAGAAAGGUGUGCCCUUCAGAGUCCAGAUCGAUACCUUCAAAGAAAACGAAAAUGGGGAAUACACGGAGCAUUUGCAUUCUGCCAGUUGCCAGAUCAAAGUUUUCAAGCCCAAAGGAGCAGAUAGAAAACAAAAGACCGACAGGGAGAAAAUGGAAAAGCGAACUCCUCAUGAGAAGGAAAAAUACCAACCUUCAUAUGAAACAACAAUACUUACAGAGUGCUCUCCAUGGCCUGAAAUCACGUAUGUCAACAAUGUGCCAUCACCUGGUUUUAGCAGCUCUCACAGCAGUUUCUCUAUUAGUGAAGGGAACGGGUCUCCAAACCACCAACCUGAACCUCCAGCUCCAAUUACAGAUAACCUCUUGCCAACAUCCACACCUCAGGAAGCUCAGCAGUGGCUGCACCGGAAUCGCUUCUCAGCUUUCUCACGGCUUUUCACAAACUUCUCAGGGGCAGACUUACUGAAAUUAACCAGAGAAGAUGUCAUACAAAUAUGCGGUCCUGCAGAUGGCAUCAGACUCUUCAACGCGUUGAAAGGACGGAUGGUACGGCCAAGGUUGACCAUCUAUGUUUGUCAAGAGUCACAACAGUUGAGAGAUCAACAGAAACAUGAAGAUGGGGAUGCAGCCAAUGGUACUUUUUUCGUUUACCAUGCAAUCUACUUAGAAGAAUUGACUGCUGUAGAGCUGACAGAAAAAAUAGCCCAACUCUUCAGCAUUUCCUCACAACAAAUCAGCCAAAUCUACAAACAAGGGCCUACAGGGAUUCAUGUACUCAUCAGUGAUGAGAUGAUACAGAACUUUCAAGAUGAAUCAUGUUUUGUCUUGGACACAAUGAAAGCUGAAACCAAUGAUAGCUACCACAUCAUCUUAAAAUAGAUGAAGACUUGACCUUCUUUCAUCUGCUCUGCAUAUACAACUUCAUUAUAAGUUUUGGCAACUGGACACCAGCAGAGACCCAUCUUGCUACCACAACAUGUUGCCGCCUAUUAGGCAAACAAUGUGGAAUUUACCACCACUGGCUUGUAGUAGAUACCAGUCAUAAGCACAGAGCUGCUUAUUUGUAGUUCAGUAAUAUUACUACACUUGUUUGCUAGUUAAAACUGCCAGACUAUCCAGUGAUGGAACUUUGUAAUUGUAUGUACUAGAAAGAGGGUUGUGUGAAGCUGUCUGCAGACAACAACCCUAGGACUUCAAUAGAUGAAACAUUGUUGUUGUAAUGGAUAUCUGGGCACCCUAGGAAUUGUGCAUCCUUUCUAGGGAAACUCUUGAAGGCCUGUAUCACUCAGUUGAUAACGACAAGCCUAUUUUUAGCAAAUUCUGGAUUGAAAAAACUGUUCCUGCUUUGACUUUUUCAGAACUUGUUUGAGAUAAAGAUCUGUGUAUCAAAAGGUGCUCAUAUACAUAAGUAUGUGAAUGAUUUAUCGUACUAGUACAAUUUAGGAGUUCAUGAACUCUACCUAGUUGGGGCUUCACCUAAUACUCCUGUUAAAGAGGAUUCAGAGGCAAAAAAAGAAAGAAAAAAAAUGAUGAACUAAAUAUCCAGGGCUAAAUAUCCUGUUUUCAUAAAGAACACAACUCCCAAGAAAGAGAGAAAAGACCAUUUUAAAAAACAGCAAAAAAGCAUUGGAAGGAUUUAUUUGAGAUUAUGUUGAACUGAUACAGACUUUGGAAUGAAAUCCUACAGGAAUUCACUGUCCAAGAAUAGGCUCAUACAGCAAGAAUUUUAUAAUGCUUUUUUGAAAAGCUUUGAGCACUCCGUGGUGACAAAGUCCCUGAGUGUUUGUUUCCAGGGCAGCAACCAGUCUCUCACUAAAAGGUCUCCACAUUUUGGAAUGAAUGCAUUUUUUUGAGUCUUGCAGGGAAAGAAGGGGAAACUAUUUUAGCUACAGGAAAUAAUGUCCUCAAAUUAGAAGUAGACAGCAAGUCUAAUGAACAAAGCCAGAUUCUCCGUAACCUUUUCAGUCCCCCUAGCAAAAUGAAAAAUCUCUGCAAGCUGUAGAUUUCACAUACCAGAGUGUAAUGUGCUCUUGCAUAAGCUAGGUUCUCUUCCUAGUCAGUAGACAAGAGGCCAGGAAGCUGAUAUAGGCCGACAUUAGCCUAAGGCUAAGAGUUUGAGAAAAGGGAUUUCAUUUUUAUUAAAUGGAAACCAAGUCAUCUGUUUCCUAGUGAUAUCAGAUUAUUUGAGAAGUUUUUCAUUUUAAACAAGUUUCAUUAAAAAAAAAACCUAUUGGGUUAAGAAAAGAGAACUACACUUUAAAAAGAGAUCUGUAGCUUUACCAUUUUUAAGUGUAAUCUGAGAGUUCAUACUUGAUGCAUUGAUUAAAAAAAAAUCAGCUUUUUCAGAUUGCCCUUCGAGCAGUGGUGAAAUCUAAAAUUUGUUACAACCAGUUCUGUGGGUGUGGUUUGGUGGGGGGUAAUGUGACGGUGGGCGUGGCCAUUUUUUUUUUUUUUUUUACUUUUAAAACCAUUUUUUCUAUAACCUCUUCAGGGAAGAGGUUGUAAAAAAAUGCUUUCAAAAAGCUUUGACAAUCUCAGCUGAGUUGCCUGAUCGGCAGAGGCUUUUUUUCUUUUAAAAGCCUCUGACGAUCAGGCAACUCAGCUGGGAUCAUCAGAGGCUUUUUUUUUUACUUUUAAAAGCAUUUUUUCAGCCAAAGAGGUUGUAGAAAAAAUGCUUUUAAAUUUUUUUUAAAAAGCCUCUGAUGAUUGUGCGGGUCAGCUGGGCAUGUGGGGGGGACAGGGAUUUUUGCUACCGGUUCUCCGAACCACCUGCCUCCAUCACUACCAGAUCAGGCGAUCCGGUCCGAACCGGGAGCAUUUCACCCCUGCCUUGGAGCUCUUAUUUAUAUUAUUUUUAUCUUAUUUCCCAGGAUGAUCACCAGGUUGGUGAUCAUCACCCAGGAUGAUCACCAACCUAAAUUAGGUUGUUGUUUGCUUUAACUCUGUACCAGAAACUCACAUGGUCCGUCAGGAUGCUUGAGGAGACUGGAUAUAGUGAUAUAGCUAAAUUAAUGGUGACCUACAGAUUUUUAUUAUUCCUAGUGGAUUGUGUGCAUAGGCAUAGUGAUAGAGUUAACAGUUGAUUGAUAGAGUCCCUUGAUCAGUUUUUAAGGACAUGCCUUGCACUAUGACAAGGCUGGUAGUAUUCUUAGUUGUAUGGUAUGUGUUUAUAAGACAGCAACCUGGCUUUGUGAUUUGAGUACAGUAAAAUGUCGCUUAUUAGAACACAAGCAAACCUGGUCACUUGUUAUUGUUCCUCCUUUUCUCCAUUGUGUAUCCACCUUCAGAGGAAAUAGCUUUGCAUCUUAAGCCAAAGUUUCCCACUUCAGACCUCAUAGGAAACUGUGUCUCAACCCUUUUUAUAUCAAGCUGUAAAACUAGAAUCAAAUUGACAUAAUUUUUAAACCGACCAUCAUCCUUCGUACUCAGUCUGUCAAGCAGUACAUACACUCCAUAAAUGACAGCUUGUUUUUUCUUCCUUUCUCAAACCUGUGUUGAAUCACUUGGGGAUAUUUUUUUUUCCUCCUAAGAGCAUGUAUGAGAGUGUUUGCCAUUCUUCCUGGAACUGUAAUGAUUUGUCAUAUUGUUUUUGUUUUUGGUAAACCACUGAAUUAAACGAUGAGCUAUAAAA
Pantherophis guttatus is the source of this 4471-nucleotide messenger RNA. RefSeq names its product transcription factor CP2 (gene TFCP2). Gene Ontology annotation, biological process: positive regulation of transcription by RNA polymerase II. The record is from RefSeq and is a predicted model, not a curated record. NCBI's taxonomy places the organism in Eukaryota, Metazoa, Chordata, Lepidosauria, Squamata, Colubridae. Gene Ontology annotation, cellular component: nucleus. Gene Ontology annotation, molecular function: RNA polymerase II cis-regulatory region sequence-specific DNA binding; DNA-binding transcription activator activity, RNA polymerase II-specific.